AUUAUUCUCUCCCUUCCGUUUUCCAGUAGACUAGGGUUUAGAAGUUUUUAACCAGUAACACUCUAAACCCUACAAUUCUGAGCUCCGAUCUAAUCCCUUGCGAGAAACGAGAAUGAAUCUGAAGCAUUUCAUCACCAGAAGAUCAAUCAACUGUUUAAGGAAGCUCAAUAACACUAGAAUUUUAUCUCAACAAACGUAUUUUCACCGAAAUUAUAGAACGAUUCCCUCCUCCAUUUCCUCUCUACUUUCUUCAAACCCUGCUCUUCAUGGCAUUCUCCUUGCCAAUGUGCCGAAAUACCCAAAACCGUUUUGGGAUUUCGGUUCUAGAUUCAUACAUACUGCCCAGGAAACUGUUGUGAUGGAUUCAGAAACUGGGUCAGAGGAUGAUGAAGAUUCCACUACGAAUGAGUUUCUAUCGAGAUUUGUUUGGAUAAUGCGGAAGAAGCUGAAUGAAGCUUAUCCUGGCGACGAUAAGAAUACGAUUGAUGGGAUGCUUUUGUUCAUUGUUAGGAAGGUCGCUUCCGAGAUAGAAAAAGGUGGAGAUGAGCAGACGCUAGGGGAGGGAACUGAUACAUCUCCGCAGGAUUUUAGUCCGGAUUUGUGGAGAACGGUUUGGGAUGUGAGUAAUUCAGUGUUGGAUGAUAUGCAGAAAGCUACAAGGAAGGAGAAACUGAAGGGGUUUCUUCAGUCAGAGGAAGUGAAGGAAAUGUACAGGUUUGCUGGCGAAAUUGGCAUUCGGGGUGAGAUGCUGAGGGAGCUUAGGUUCAAGUGGGCGCGUGAAAAGAUGGAGGAGAGUGAAUUUUAUGAGAGCUUGGAGAAGUUAAGGGAACAAGAUGCCAUGUCUCGUACACCAGAAGAAUCGAAAACUGCAGAAAGGAAGAGUGUUGGAGAAGAUGGUGAUGUGGGCAAGGUUGAGCCCGAGGUUACACUCCCAAAGAGGCAUGGGAAGAUUAAGUACAAAAUUUAUGGGCUUGAUUUAUCUAGCCCGGAGUGGGCUGAUGUAGCUGAUAAAGUUCAUGAGGCAGAAGCCAUUAUUUCUCCCCAAGAACUGAAGCCAAUAUCUGGGAAGUGCAAACUUGUUACUGAAAAAAUUCUUUCAUUGCCUGAGCAUAGUGACCCUGCUCCUCUCUUAGCUGAAUGGGUUGAAUUGCUCCAACCUAGUAGGGUCGAUUGGAUAAGUCUGCUUGAUAAGAUAAAGGAACAGAAUGCUCGUUUAUACUUCAAGAUUGCAGAACAUGUUCUUGAUGAAGAGUCCUUCCAAACAAACAUAACUGACUACUCUAAACUCAUUGAUGCACAUGCCAAAGAGAAUCGAUUCGAAGAUGCUGAGAGAAUUCUGAAAAAGAUGAAUGAUAAAGGCUUAGUACCUGAUAUUGCCACAUCAAUUACUGUAGUUCAAAUGUACAGCAAAUCAGGGAAUUUUGAUAAAGCGCAAGUGGCAUUUGAAAAUUUGAUAAAACAAGGGUUCCGACCAAAUGCAAAGAUGUACAACUCUAUGAUAAUGCCCUAUGUAAAUGCAGGCCAACCCAAGGCGGCUGAGCCAUUGAUCAGAAAUAUGGAGGCGAGAGAUAUCAAACCCACACAAGAGAUAUAUAUGGCUUUGCUGACGUCAUAUGCUCAGCGUGGUGACACUCAUGGAGCUGAAAGAAUAUCCAAUAUGAUGCAGUUUGCUGGUUAUCAGCCAAGUUUAGAGUCCCACACACUGCUCAUUGAAGCAUAUGCGAAAACUGGGCAAUCGGAUAAUGCUAGGCAUACUUUUGAUUUCUUGAUGAAGCUUGGAAUCGAGCCAGAUGACAGAUGUACAGCUAGCAUGAUAGCAGCAUAUGAGAAGAAGAAUAAUUUGGAUAAAGCUUUGCAACUUCUGCUUGAACUCGAGAAGGAUGGUUUUAAGCCAGGUGUUGCUACUUACUCGAUUAUUGUGGAUUGGUUGAGUAAGUUGCUGCUAAUUGAUGAAGCUGAACAAGUCGUAGAUAAGAUUGCUGAGCUUGGUGAGACUCCACCUUUCAAAGUUAAUGUUAGUCUUUGUGCAAUGUAUGCAAGUGCUGGGGCUGAGAAGAAGGCUCUUCAAGCUCUCAGUGCUGUGGAGGCUAAAAAGGAGCAGUUGGGAGCAGAGGACUUUGAUAGGGUCAUAAAUGGACUCGAAGCUGGUGGGUUUAAGCAAGAAGCUGCAAGGAUUUGCAAACUGAAGGAAGCUCAGGGAUUUGCAAGUUCUGCAUUUCGUUAGGGUAGCAUUUCGAGCCACGGCUUUUUGAAGACGUCUGUAAAAUUGUUUUGAUUAUUCACUAGUUAUGUAUCAGGCAAGGUUUGUUUACUUCUGGGGCUCUUCUCCUGAUAGUGUUCUUUGAACAGAUCCAUGCCGGUGCAUCUAAGUUUACUAGUAUACACAACAAUGUAAGCCCGUUCUGCUGCCCUAGGAACAUCAAAUGCCAGCUUGCAUAGCUCGAGGGCAGCAAGUACAGGAAAUUCAUAACUUGUUCAAACUUCGUAUUUGGCUGACCUUGUGUCCUUCAUGGACAGUCAAUGCCUUGCUUGACUUGAAAUUUACCUCAUUAAUGCUAAAUUGUUGCUCAACUUCUU
Ipomoea nil (Japanese morning glory) is the source of this 2577-nucleotide messenger RNA. RefSeq names its product protein NUCLEAR FUSION DEFECTIVE 5, mitochondrial. The record is from RefSeq and is a predicted model, not a curated record. Gene Ontology annotation, molecular function: protein binding. The coding region runs from base 113 to 2224 and encodes 703 amino acids. Lineage: Eukaryota; Viridiplantae; Streptophyta; Magnoliopsida; Solanales; Convolvulaceae. The transcript is spliced from 2 exons.